UAACGUGAGUGUGGCCCGACGCAUGUCUUAUAAAAAUUGUGACAAGUUUGUAAAAUGGAUAUAUUCAGUUCGGAUUAGAUGCAAUUGAAACGCUGCCCAUUUUUAAAUCAUGGGAGUUAAAUGAUGAUAUUUGCUCCAUUCUUGUGGACUACAGAGUGACAUCAACGAUAAUUUUAACAAAAAUGGAUUGGGAAGAUAUCGACUGUUUAUUUGAAAAGCUUCCAACAAAAUUUUUUGGCGAAUGCAUCAAGUUUAAAGCGGGAUUAAGAGAAUGGAGGAAGAACAUGGUAAGUGCAGCAUAAUUUUCUUUGGUGUACAUUUAUGCAAGCAUGUUUAGAAUGUACCGCUUGUACGUGAUGCAAGCACCUUAUCUGAGAGUAGUCGAAUUUUGGAGUGGUUACAGGAAAUUUCUGACGACUUAAAUGCAGCUAAAAGUUCAAGAGAUUCUUCACCAGUACUCCAGCCAACGUAUGAUAACUGCAUGGACAGUCGCAGCUUAACCGACCUUUAAAAGGUACGGUUAAAGGGCAGCUUGUGCUUCACUUUCAGCAGAAAAAUGGUUUCUUGGGCGCCAAGCAGCAGAAUACAUUGUGUCACUGCGUAAUAGAGAAUUAUAUAGGAAGGCGGAAAAAACUGACAUAUGGAGAAAUGCAAAAGUGGGCCAACAUCAUCUGCGAUGUAUUCCCCAAAGAGAAUCCGGAAACAUAUUUUCUAGCAAGAAAAUAUGGUAAGAAAAAUCCUACGGGAUAGCUAUUUUCACGCUGGACGAAUGCUGACAAAACCAAUUAUAAAAAGUUUUCAACCGAUCGUACAACUACCGCUCCGCCAGCAGCUUUAUCCAGCGAUAAGUAUUACGAAAAGAAGUGCUGGCUGCAGAAUAAUUGCACACCAUGGGAAUAGGUUAUCUGGUCAAAGAAUUAUAGAUAUCCAUAACGCCAGUUCUUUAGGCUGCAUUUUUAGUGAAUGGCCGCGCUAUAAGGACUUUCGUGGAUAUGAACUUGUAGAAAUAGACUUUGAGACUCUUUACCCCGGGAAAGGAAAUAUGUUAUUUUUGAAAUUGGAGAAGUUUUAUAAAGAAAUCCUCAAAAUUUUUGAUAGAGAUAUAAAAGACCGUGUUUCAAGGGAACUAUUCUUAAAGUAUUUGCACAUUGACAACAUCUCAAAUGAAUGUAAAUAUUGUAUAAGUACAAUUCUUCUACAUGCUUUGCUACAGCCUUUGAGGCUUAAUAAGGACAAAAAACCAACAAUAGCUGAUGCCCAAACAGAUUUCGUAACACUCGUUGCAACACGUAAUGAUAUUCAACCCACAAUAAUUGAAUUGAAGAACCAGUUUGCGGUAAGAAAGGAGAAACUACAGCCGAGAAUUAUCGUCGUUGGAUCAGAUUGGUCAUCCAUUUCAGAGUUUUAUGUUUUUUGCGAUGGUCUGCAAUGGAAAUGUACUACGUAUAUGAAGUGCGUUGACUGCAUUAUUAAACUAUCGUACGUUUAUACAUAAGAUAGAGUAUUCACAAAGAAGCAAGCAAGUAUGGGCAUUUUUAGAACAAUAUUUUUUUGAGUUGAAAUCCGAAGAAUUUUCUUCAGUGGCAAAUCUUUUGAGUAAAUUAAACUAAUUUCGUCUAAUUUUGCUAUAAUUUCCAAUUUUGCUUGUUUCAUUUGUCAAAAAGCUCACUUAAAUCCUAUAGAGCUGAUUAAACAUCUAAAGUCAGCACAUGGUACUCCACCAGUUUGUAAAUUUCAAUGUAACGAAUAUAAUUGCAAACAAAUUUUUUAUAACAUUCACAGAUUUCAAAUUCACCUCAAAAAACAUUUGAAAAUAGAAAUUCGCAAUAGCCAAUCUUGUAAAGAAAAUUCUCUUGCUCUUAAUAUUCCAAUUCAAACAACUAAUUCAUCAAAUCAACUAGUACCAAUUUAAAAUAUUACUUCUUUAAAAGAUUCAAUGAUCGCGUUUCUACUUCAACUGCAUUCCAAUACGAAUUUUUCUCAGAAAGACGUAUUCGAAAUUCAACCCCAAUAUGUGAAAUAUUAAGAGCCAUUAGUAAUUUUCAUGAAAAUAAUUCUAUACUUGAGGAAGUAAUUAAAAUUAUAUCUCAGCCAUUUUAUGAUUUAACCACCGAAUACAAAUUUUUCAAAGAAAUAGAAAAACUAGACCUGUAUAAACAUCCGCAAAAAUAUAUUGUUAGCGACGAACUCUCAGAAGUCAUACUUAAUAACAACCCAACUUUAACCUCAGCUAGAACCGAAAUAACCCUAUCAGACAUUCCUUUUCAAAUUAAAAAAUUUUUGAGAGUAAAGGGAUCUUAGAAGCAACGCUUUUAAAUAUGAAAACCUUUUCAGAAAACCUUCCUUAUACUCAUUUCAUCAAUAGCAGCUUUUGGCAAAAUUCAAAGAAAAAUAAUGUAACGAUUCCAUUUUUUUGUAUAUGGAUGACUUCGAAAUUAAUGAUCCUUUGGGCAGUAAAUCUGGCC
Bactrocera neohumeralis is the source of this 2465-nucleotide messenger RNA. RefSeq lists its product as uncharacterized. The transcript is spliced from 5 exons. Bases 725 to 1495 code for a protein of 256 amino acids. The record is from RefSeq and is a predicted model, not a curated record. Lineage: Eukaryota; Metazoa; Arthropoda; Insecta; Diptera; Tephritidae.